GACCUCUGGAGCAGCAGAGUUUGGAGGAGCGUCUUCAUGUGCGCAACAAUUUUAUCCAUGUAUCUACCCAACCUAGUGUCAACAUGGUCUACAGAGCAUUCUUGCUGCAAAGCCGGGGACCGUAAAGGACUUGAUCGAGGACUUGGUAGAAGGGAUAAGGCUGUGUGCCCGGUGUGAGGAUAGCUGCUGGAAAACGCUGAUGCUUCUCCUGUUGGGGAUGCAGAUCUUUGCAGGACUUCUGCUUGCUGUGUGACACCUCUUGAGUCCUCUUGAAGUGUCAGGAGGGGACACAACUGUCAAGGAUCUCGUCCUUGCCUCUGACAACUCACUUGUGUGUGGAGUCAGACAGGCACAGGAUCCUCUUCUCAACUCCUCACACACUGAACAGGACUACUACAUUUGAUCUUAACAAAACAACAGCUUGAGAUUCAUCCACCGAAAGAGACUGAACAAUUUCUUUCUACCCUCAGUCCUGUCUGUGAUAUCCAUAUGAAAUUGAAGAAGAUCUGUCCUGGACCACUAACUUUUAAUUUCACUUAAGAGCAACAAGGACUAAAAGGCCCUCACACAGAAAAGAAGAGGACAUUUAUGUUGUUUAGGGGACACGGAUAAAGCCUUGCAUAUCUCAGAGAAGCUCUUGUGGCCCCUCAAACAGCCAUGCAGGUGUCCUUUGCAUGCACGGACCACGGGCUGAAAGCCCCACGUAACGGCGAGCACAGCAAGCAGAACGCCACCAGCCCCAACACAGCCAGCCAGGCCCGGGCCCGCUUCCGCACUGUAGCCCUGAUCGCUCGCAGCCUUGGCUCCUUCACUCACCGCUACCACCACAACCUCAAGGAGUCCACAGCCAAGCUCACAGGGAUGAAGUACCGGAACCUGGGGAAAUCUGGGUUGCGUGUCUCCUGUCUGGGUCUCGGCACAUGGGUAACGUUUGGCGGUCAGAUCUCUGAUGAGGUGGCAGAGCAGCUGAUGACCAUUGCCUAUGAGAGCGGGGUCAACCUGUUUGACACUGCAGAAGUCUACUCUGGAGGGAAAGCAGAGAUUAUCCUGGGAAACAUCAUCAAGAAAAAGUGCUGGAGGAGAUCCAGCCUGGUGAUCACAACCAAGUUGUACUGGGGUGGAAAAGCAGAGACAGAGAGAGGCCUCAACAGAAAACACAUCAUUGAAGGUUUAAAGGGCUCCCUCCAGAGGAUGCAACUCGAGUACGUGGAUGUGGUUUUUGCAAACCGGCCAGACACCAACACUCCCAUGGAAGAGAUAGUGAGAGCAAUGACACAUGUGAUCAACCAAGGCAUGUCCAUGUACUGGGGAACAUCCAGAUGGUCUGCCAUGGAGAUAAUGGAAGCAUACUCAGUAGCCAGGCAGUUUAAUCUCAUUCCACCAGUGUGUGAGCAGGCAGAGUAUCACUUCUUCCAGAGGGACAAAGUGGAAACCCAGCUGCCUGAGCUCUACCAUAAAAUAGGCGUGGGUGUGGUUUCUUGGUCCCCCUUGGCCUGUGGAAUCAUCACUGGAAAGUACGAGAAUGGUGUUCCAGAGACUUCUAGAGCCUCAAUGAAGCCAUACCAGUGGUUGAGAGAGAAAAUAAUGAGUGAAGAUGGGAGGAAACAGCAAGCCAAGCUGAAGGAACUGGCUCAUAUCGCGGAGAAGCUUGGAUGUACCUUACCACAGUUAGCCAUAGCCUGGUGCCUGAGAAACGAGGGGGUGAGCUCAGUGCUGCUGGGAUCCUCUAAUCCAACACAGCUGACAGAGAACCUGGGAGCCAUUCAGGUAAUUCCAAAGAUGACAGCAGGCAUCGCUACUGAAGUGGAUCAUAUACUAGGAAACCGUCCUCACAGUAAAAAGGACUACCACCAUUAAAAUGGACUCAUGUUUUAGUGAACUAUGCUCAGACAAGCUCUCAAAGCUCAGUCCUCACAGCCAUGGCAGCAUAAGUGCGUGCCCAACUCUGCUUGUGUGUGCGUAUGACUGUAUGUGUGACUGUGUAAAGUGCUCCGCUUGGCUCCACGUCUGUAUGAAGAUCAACCAGUGCUCAUUAGUGUAGAAUGAGUUACUUGAAAAAACAUGCAUGCUACAGCUAUAGCAGCCAGCCAUUGGACUGAACAACAGUAAGAAAAAAACAUCAAGAUGUAUUUUAUUGAGUUGGAUUAUCUUCUGCUCAAACUAAUAUAGAGAACCUUGAGAAUAGAGUAUAGGGGAAUACUUCAUUGCUAGCUCAGACAGGUUGAAACCUGCAUGGGGCAACACAAGAGGCACUUAUGUCCACAAAGUAUCACUUAAGCUCUAAGCAGUGCAGUACAAACAUGGGGGGAAAUGUGGUGUAUCAAAUCACACUAAAUAUCCUAGAAAUCAAUCUACUAGAUGUUUGUGAUGUAGGAAUAUAAAAACCCAUGACAUCCAAUCAGACCCGGCUUUGGCAGAUUAGCUGGUUUGCGAACAUUUCCCAUACAGCUGGAGCUGAACUGUGAUGAAUUGUUUCAAUACUGGAUGAACUGACUUCUGUUCACAAUGCUGUUGCUAAUACCAAGAGAGCUAAAGUUAAACUCAAAUCUGUUUCAGAACAUCUGUACUGACUGUUAUAUAUUUUCCUUGUUAAGCAGCUAUGUCAGAUUGAGCUAAUCUUCUCCUCCUGUUGUAUUUGAUUUCUUUUUCAUUCAUGUUCAAGUACAGUGUACUUUCCUAUUGUACACCUUCACCCCCUUAUAGUUUAUACUAUACCAGACUGUCAGUUAUUAUUAUGUCUGAUUCAUUUAAUUUUAGUCAGUGUUGUGGCUAAAACCUUCAUGUAGAUCAAGUCCUGCGGGGGAGUUAGUGAAUUUUAAAACAAAGCCAUGUAGCUAAUAAAGAGUCUAGAAAAAAUCCUUCCAUAUGGACCCCUGCAGUCAUUGCACCUGCAACACACUUAGUUCACCCAAUUUGCCCUCGAUGUUAGUUUUGCAUAAUGAGAUUAUCUCUGAGUUCUCUGUUACAAAUGUAUUUUAGUGUUGUUCGUUAGAUUUGUACAUACAAAUAAAGAGCCUAUACUUAUA
This is a messenger RNA of Notolabrus celidotus (New Zealand spotty), 3026 nucleotides long. It is a transcript of the gene kcnab1b, whose product is annotated as potassium voltage-gated channel, shaker-related subfamily, beta member 1 b. Bases 658 to 1857 code for a protein of 399 amino acids. Gene Ontology annotation, cellular component: extrinsic component of cytoplasmic side of plasma membrane; cytoplasm; juxtaparanode region of axon. NCBI's taxonomy places the organism in Eukaryota, Metazoa, Chordata, Actinopteri, Labriformes, Labridae. Gene Ontology annotation, biological process: potassium ion transport; negative regulation of delayed rectifier potassium channel activity; transmembrane transport. The transcript has 16 exons. Gene Ontology annotation, molecular function: potassium channel regulator activity; voltage-gated potassium channel activity; transmembrane transporter binding. The record is from RefSeq and is a predicted model, not a curated record.